CUAGCUGCCAGUCCUUUCGCUGCAAAGCUGCCAUCCUGUCGGCCAACGCGAGUACCAAGCUCGCCCCCGCACUUCUCCCUCCUCAAGUUGCAUGCGAGAGGGCCCUGCCUGAUCACUCUCUUACAAACCAUACAUCGUCCAAUCCACGUACUUCUGAUCAAAAAUGUAUUCCCAGUAUUCUCGCGAUCAGUUUAUGAACCCGGGGCCCGCCCCGCGACCUCCCAAUGACCGACCCCGCCUCAAUCUCACACCAAAUACGAGUCAAAACCUGCCCGGAAACAUGGCCGGCCUGAGCCUCAACUCGCCUGCUUAUAAUAGCGGCAGCUCCUACAGCAGCGCCAACACCUCGACACCUUCCUUGAUCCGAACACAGUCUGAAAAGAGUCUGUCAAGCACGUCGGUAGUCAAAGAGGGCAACGUCAAAGUAAAGGAUGAGGGCUUAUUCAAAUCAUUUGUGUGGCAGGACCGAUGGCUCGUCCUACGCGAAUUCGAACUGGCCUUCUUCAAAAGCCCCAACUCCAACAAGCUGGCGAACACCAUAAUGCUUCGAGAUAUCCUAGGCGUUGAGCGCUCCGAUACGCAGCCCUUAUCAUUUGAGAUCACCCGGGCCCUCAAUGCGUCCAAGGGCUCUUCCCCCCCUCGCGAUGGUCCAACCAAGGUUAUCACCUGCAAGGUGGAAACAGAUGACGAAGUUUACUCAUGGAUUGAUAGCAUAUAUCAGCGGUGCCCCAGUAUGGGAGGCGUCAGCAACCCAACCAAUUUCACUCAUAGAGUUCACGUAGGCUUCGACCCUACCAGCGGUGCCUUCGUCGGCCUACCCGUCGAAUGGGAGAAACUGCUCACUGCUUCCGCGCUCACCAAGGACGAUUAUGCAAAGAACCCAAAAGCGGUGCUCGAGGUCCUGGAGUUCUAUACGGAAAAGCUUGUGAAACGCGCAGACGAUCCGCAGACGUAUUCUAGCCUUACUCCCACCCCACCCGUCAACGCGGGCAUGGAGAAGCAGCUUGGCUACGGUAACUCGAUUGCGCCGCCUCGUCCUGGCCCUCCAAAUGGCUAUCAGCGCAAAGACAGUUACAGUAUGACAAGGCAAAACACUCCUCCGCAGGCCGGGUAUUCCACUUCGCAACCAUACCAGCAAGAUGCUCGAAUGGAGCAGGAGCGUCGGCGAUUGCAGGAGGAAGAGACCCGGAUACAACGUCAGCGGGAGCAGGAGAAGCAGCGGCAAGAAGCGGAGCGGCGGGAAAGAGAGGAGUUAGCCGCAUACAAUGCUUCCUUGCCGAAGACGAAGGUGCCGCUUGCACAGCAGGAGAUUGGUGGUGGUGGUUAUGAUUCGCGCGAAGCUAGCCCAUCGAACCAAGGUCGAUAUAACCCGAGCCGGCCAGCGCCAUCUACCCCUGGCGCAUCGCGGGAUCGUCAGCAACCACCUGGCUCCCUCAGGCAGAUGGCCGCCCAGCGUCCUGCUCCUUCGGCGCCGAAGCAGCCAAAUGGAAGCGGAUACACGACAUCUCCCCAAGCCGCGUCACGACCGCCCGCACAGCCAAGCACGAACGCAAAAUAUCAGGGCUCGAAUAACCAGGUGGCACAAGCGCGCCCGCCUCAACAACCACAGCAGAAUAAGUAUGCUGGCGCCGCACCGAAACCGUUGAACGUGGCUGCCAAGCAGCCCGCUCAGGUCAGCGACUCUGUGAAGAAGGCGGAGCAGGCGCUUACUAGCAAGAAGGAAGAGGCGCCUCGCAAGGACGUGCGGAUGUCAAGUAUGUCAGAAAGUGAGGUGAUGGCCAAGCUUCGCGAAGUUGUCUCGAAAGACAGGCCUCUCGACUCUUACAACAAGCAAAAGAAGAUUGGCCAGGGCGCAUCUGGAUCCGUCUACGUAGCUCGAAUCAGAGAAACCGCAACAUCGCCCACAGCACGCAGGUUGUUGCAAGAGAAUGGUCCUCGGGCUCAAGUGGCUAUCAAGCAGAUGGACCUUCGUAAUCAGCCCCGCAAGGAGCUCAUCGUGAAUGAGAUCAUCGUCAUGAAGGACAGCAAGCACCCCAACAUAGUCAACUUCCUGGAUGCGUUCUUACAGGAGGAGCAAUCCGAACUUUGGGUGGUCAUGGAGUUCAUGGAGGGCGGAGCUCUGACGGAUGUCAUCGACAACAAUCCCUCUAUCAGCGAGGACCAGAUCGCCACUAUCUGCUUAGAGACUUGCAAAGGUCUCGAACACCUUCAUAAUCAGAAUAUCAUCCACAGAGAUAUCAAGAGUGACAAUGUUCUACUUGAUGGACGUGGUAACGUCAAAAUUACUGAUUUUGGCUUCUGCGCCAAGCUCACUGAACAGCGCAGCAAGCGUGCAACCAUGGUUGGCACGCCGUACUGGAUGGCGCCCGAAGUUGUCAAACAGAAGGAAUAUGGCAACAAGGUCGAUAUCUGGUCGCUAGGGAUCAUGGCGAUCGAGAUGAUCGAGUCCGAGCCGCCGUAUCUGAACGAGGAGCCACUCAAAGCCCUUUACCUGAUCGCAACCAACGGCACCCCCCGCCUCAAGAAGCCGGACAAGCUGUCGAAGGAGUUGAAGGCGUUCUUGUCGGUCUGUCUCUGCGUCGAUGUUAAGUCAAGAGCGAGCGCCACAGAGCUGCUGAGCCAUGACUUCUUGAAGAGCGGUUGCAGCCUCAACAGCCUGUCACAGCUGCUCAACUUUAGGAAGAACGGAAGCCAUUAGACGAUCGCGAUGCUUCGCCCGUCCUUAAGUUCGUCAUUUCAACGCUCGCAAAAAAGCCCCACUCUGACAUGAUCGAUACCCUUUCUUGCGUUUGGCUCUUGUCUGCUGCAAUACAAUAAAGCUUGACUUGUCCUGUCCCCCAGCGAGACUUACAAUGGCCAGCUU
Westerdykella ornata is the source of this 2863-nucleotide messenger RNA. RefSeq names its product Pkinase-domain-containing protein. Gene Ontology annotation, cellular component: cytoplasm. Gene Ontology annotation, molecular function: protein serine/threonine kinase activity; ATP binding. Bases 164 to 2698 code for a protein of 844 amino acids. NCBI's taxonomy places the organism in Eukaryota, Fungi, Ascomycota, Dothideomycetes, Pleosporales, Sporormiaceae. The transcript is spliced from 4 exons. Gene Ontology annotation, biological process: protein phosphorylation; intracellular signal transduction; regulation of MAPK cascade. The record is from RefSeq and is a predicted model, not a curated record.